Labrus mixtus (cuckoo wrasse) is the source of this 4898-nucleotide messenger RNA. It is a transcript of the gene kcnq5b, whose product is annotated as potassium voltage-gated channel, KQT-like subfamily, member 5b. Gene Ontology annotation, cellular component: membrane. Gene Ontology annotation, molecular function: voltage-gated potassium channel activity. The record is from RefSeq and is a predicted model, not a curated record. NCBI's taxonomy places the organism in Eukaryota, Metazoa, Chordata, Actinopteri, Labriformes, Labridae. Gene Ontology annotation, biological process: potassium ion transport; transmembrane transport. The transcript is spliced from 16 exons. The coding region runs from base 413 to 3448 and encodes 1011 amino acids.
GACCAGCACAGAUGCGCAUCUGCCGUGGACGCGUAGCGCUGCAUGAAGCAACAGGCGGUAAAGCGCACGACGACCAAAGCCCUUGCUGAAAAUUAUUGCUGAACACAUUUGCCCUUCGGAUCAUGAGGAAACACACUCUGUCUAUAACUUUGUGAUUUGUCGGACUGGAUAGCACAGCACGCAAGACGCGCGCGGUGGAUGCCUUUACGCGCGGAGGCAGUUGUGUAAAUGUGCUCAAGUGGGGAGUAGAAAAUAGGGCGGUCAAAGUGUGACUGUAAACAGCGACCGUUUCACCCCUAUUCCUCAGCCCCUUCUGCGUCCUAUACACGUGUGAGACUUAGUGCAGCUCCCAGCUCUGGACACACAUGCUUGAAAAGAACUACGCGCACUUGAUGCCCGCUUUGGUGAUGCCAUGCCCCGGAACCACAGCGGAGACGAAGGCGGCACCGGGCUCUGGAUGAGGACAUCGCCGGGGCACCGUAGCGAAGGCUACGGCUUGAAAGAUGUGGAAUCCGAUCGGAAGAUGAUGAACAACGCCGGAGACGGGUUGCUCUCAGCCACCGCCGCAGCAGGUGCUGCCGGGUCCGACACUCUGCGGGGGAAGCAGGGAGCUCGGCUCAGCCUGCUGGGGAAGCCGCUCAUAUACAGCGCGCAGAGCGGCCGGAGGAAUGUGCGCUACCGGCGUCUCCAAAACUACCUGUACAACGUGCUGGAGAGACCGAGAACCUGGGCGUUCAUCUACCAUGCAUUUGUGUUCGUCCUGGUCUUCAGCUGCCUGGUCCUCUCUGUGUUCUCCACUAUCCCCGCUCAUCAGGACUUCUCCUCCUACUGUCUCCUCAUCCUGGAGUUUGUGAUGAUUGUGGUGUUUGGGUUGGAGUACAUCGUCCGUAUCUGGUCGGCAGGAUGCUGCUGUCGCUACAGAGGAUGGCAAGGACGCCUCCGCUUUGCCCGGAAGCCUUUCUGCGUCAUAGACAUCAUCGUUCUGAUAGCGUCGGUUGCCGUGGUGUCAGCUGGUAGCCAGGGCAACAUAUUCGCCACCUCAGUCCUGCGGAGCCUUCGUUUCCUGCAGAUCCUCCGCAUGGUGCGGAUGGAUCGUAGAGGAGGAACCUGGAAGCUGCUGGGCUCGGUGGUCUACGCACACAGCAAGGAGCUUGUAACAGCCUGGUACAUUGGAUUUUUGGUUCUCAUCUUCUCUUCUUUCCUCGUCUACCUUGUGGAAAACAAGUUCAACAAGGAAUUUGCCACCUACGCUGAUGCCCUGUGGUGGGGCACGAUCACCCUGACAACUAUUGGCUACGGGGACAAAACACCAAAGACAUGGACAGGACGGAUGCUGUCUGCAGGGUUCGCUCUCCUGGGCAUCUCCUUCUUUGCCUUGCCAGCUGGUAUUCUGGGCUCAGGUUUUGCCCUGAAGGUCCAGGAGCAGCACAGACAGAAGCACUUUGAGAAACGGAGAAACCCAGCAGCCUACCUCAUCCAGUGUGUUUGGCGUAGUUAUGCGGCUGAUGAGAACUCGGUUUCCAUUGCUACCUGGAAGCCUCACUUGAAGGCGUUGCAUACCUGCAGCCCUACAAAGAAGGAGCAGGGAGAGUCUACCACAAGUAAAAUUCUUAGUAAUAAACAGAAGCUACUGAGGAGGCGUACCACUUGGAAACAUAGUCAGAAGUUGAGCUUCAAGGAGCGUGUGAGGUUGGCGAGCCCCCGAGGUCAAAGCAUCAAGAACAGGCAAACGUCCUCAGUGAACGACAGGCGCUCGCCGGUGGCUGAGACCGGGACGGAGAGCACCAGCCCCGCGAAGGUGCAGAAGAGCUGGAGCUUCAACGACCGCACACGUUUCAGACCCUCACUCCGCCUUAAGAGCCAGUCCCGCUCCACCACUGAUGCAGAAUCCAACAUGGCCGGGGAGGAUGGCUUUGAUGAUAAGGGCUGUCACUGUGAGAUCUCAGUGGAGGACCUGCUCCCCUCAGUCAAGUGUGUCAUUAGAGCCGUCAGAAUAAUGAAGUUCCAUGUGGCCAAGAAGAAGUUUAAGGAGACGCUACGUCCUUAUGAUGUGAAAGAUGUGAUCGAGCAGUACUCUGCCGGUCACCUCGACAUGCUGUGUCGUAUCAAGAGCCUGCAGACCAGGCUGGACAUGAUAGUAGGCCCACAGACCCUGAGCAGCAGAGCCAAGACCUUUUCUGCCCCCUCCCUGCCUGUUUAUUACAGCCAGGGCAGAAAGAACUCCACACAGGGAGUGGACCAAAUCCUAGGGAGAGGCCAGAUCCCCCUGGAUAAGAAGAUUCGAGAGAAGCUGCUGUCUGAUGGAGAUAUUUUAGAGGAUAUGAGCAUGUUGGGUCGCGUCUGUAAAGUGGAGAGGCAGGUCCAAUCAAUUGAGUCAAAGCUCGACUCCCUGCUCGACAUCUAUCGUCAGGUUUUGCGUAAAGGUUCAUCUUCGGCCCUCACUCUCUCCUCUCUGCCACUGUUUGAGUUGGAGCAGACCUCUGACUACCACUCCCCCGUCUUCGGCAAGGAUCUGUCCUGCUCCACCCAGGUCAGCAGCAGCACCGGAGCGCCUCCUACUGGGGGCUGCGUCACACGCUCCUCCACCAACUCCCAACUCUCCAAGGGAGGACUCCAUCUUAUCCUAGCGCCGCCCAACGAGCUCAACCUCAAUCUCAAUGCCUCUUCCUCAACACCUCCCUCCAACCUCGCAUCUUCCUCUUUUAGCCCAUCGCCAUUGCCUCACCAACAUCCUCACCACCAUCAUCAUCCACAUUAUCCUCGCCGUCAUCACAGCCAGGCUCAAGCCACCACGCCUGAAAGUGGCACCGACGAGGCCGUGUGUAGCUCUUCACCGCUGCUCACCCCAAACAGUAUCAGCAGUGGAAGUGGCGGAGGAGUCGCCGACGGAGGGUUUCCUCUUCUGACGAGACUUCCACCGCCGCCCCCUCCCAGUCGAAGUGGCCAGCCCCUGGUGCCGCCAUCCCUGGGCUGCUGCUCUGGCCCCUACAAGAUGGACCGGGGCUUGGGCAAGUCCAUGUCGGUGCAGGACCUGAUGCAGGCAGCUCCCGGGACUGUCCAGCAGGACUCCCACCACAGCCACAGUCUGUCAUCUCCAAGCCCAAGUACAAGUAGUGAUUCCCCCAUUGGCUUCCACAGCUGCAGCCAAGACCCUGGAGGAGGAAGAGGGGGUGGUGGUGGUGGUGGUAAUAUAAGCAGAAGCGAUGGCGUUGUAUGGGGUGAGGAGGACCUCUUUAUCAGUGACAGGGAGAUAGAGACACAGGGAUUUGACUUUCUGUCCCUGGGGGCUGCUGAGACCCCCUCUUUUACCUUGGAGCUCCAGAGGACAGGGAGCAGAUCAGGGGCAGGGUCCCGUGGCUCAAACAGUAGCCUGGCCAGUGGCCAUGCCUCUCCACCCUCGACUGGCAGCUCCGAAUUGCUGAACAUGCCACACGUACGGCUAAAAUAAACUUGCCUACAGUCCGAAAAAGGCACAGAAAAUCUCACCUCACAAAGACGAUUUUAUCCUUUUUGGAGGGGGGAGGGUUGGUGUUUAACAAGGGGUCCAUUUAGUUUUCUUUAACGUUGAUUCAUUUGGUAAAAAUCACAGUAUUUUCAUACAGGUUGGUCAUAUCAUUGCACGAGUUAUUCUUUGUUUUCGAGUAUGAUUGACAAAUCGGGGAAAAGAAAGAUGAAGGCUUCUAUAAUGGACACGAAGUAGAAGUGAAACUUGGCUGUCAACCAAAUUUGGCCUGACAGACGAUUGGUUGUGUAAGACCUUGAGACGCAGCAUGAGAAUUGCAUGUUUUCAGUCAAAUGUACUGAGUUAAGCAAGAUAAGAGUUUUACACUCGACAAAAUGAAACAGCAUGGAGACUUUGAGUGUAUUCACAGGGUGGAUCAAACAGGCAUACAUAUGUUAAUGUGGUCAGAAUGCAUUAUUAAGACAUGAAUAUCAGACCAGCAUCUAUGAAGUCCAACAAGAGUAGCUUCUCCUACCUUUAUGCAAAAAAAACAACAACUUUGUAUUUCCACAACAGAAGCUAUGCGUCCAUUAAGAAUUCAUAGAAGUGUCACUCCCAUGGGCCCGGCUACAAGUCCAUGCUUGAUCGAUUGACUUUACCUUUUUGAUCACAUCAUGGAUUAUUUAAUAACUUUGCUUGGAUUAAGAAAGUUUGACAAAUGUAAAACGUAUAUGAAAUAAAGAGUCAUAAUUCAGUCUUAAAUGACCAUGUUGGUAGUGCAAAGGUUUCCUGUCUACAGUUUCAUCAAAGACUUGUAAAGAAUGCUCAUUUCUAUGGCGGUAGUUUUGGGUGAUUUAGGUCAAUCCCUGUACUCAUUGAGCCUCUCGAGGCAAGGGUAGAUAUGUCAGGGCCUUUGCUGUAGCUUUGAAACACUGAUAGUGAAUAUACCACAUGGAGACGUUUUCCCCCCUUCACUUGUAUAAGUCUGACUGUAAACUCGAGACACAUUGCUGCAGGAGUUGAACGACCGCAUUGUAAUCUGCACUCAAAGAUAUCUGUCUAUAGAGAUUGAUAAAAAGCAAAUUGGUGUCAAUUAAAAACCAAUGGUUACCGGGAUUGCAUUUUGGUCAAUGGCUAUUCCCUUUUCUCUUGACGAGCACUGUUUUUUCUCAAAACAACAAAAGCUGGAUGCAUGUUCACAUAUCUGUAAACUAUGAGCGGCUGCUGGGCCAAACGUGAAAGCACGGCUGGGUAUUGUUCAUGUCUUAAUAAUCCAAUCACAUGACGGGCUUCUACACUGAAGUGAAUGUUACCUCACUGUAGCCAAACUUUACAUCGUCCAGUCUAGUCACUAUUUUAAUUUAAUUUUCUUCACAUUCUUCAUUAAAAGAAACCAGAUAACCUCUUGAAGUUUAGAUUCUGAAUAAAAUAAAUAAUUGCUUUCCUCUACCAAUGA